AAAAUUAUGUCCCCACAACUGCCCCUAGGUUUUAUUGCCUCGACAUUCUAAGGUGAUGGAACCUAUAUCGUUUCUUCCAUUUAGCACGUCGGCUAAGCUCGCUUUGUCCUUCAUUACCGAGGUCAUCAUUCGUCGGCUCAAUACGACCAAGAUUUAGUCUGUUUUCAUCAAUGCUUCAAAACCAAUAACCAAGUUUGUUUAAGUUUCUCAGCCGAGAUCAUCCCUCUAGUCGAGGUCCUGCUCUAUUAAAUCCAGAACUCCAAGAGUUUCAACACACGUAUGAGCUGUCACGCACAAUAUUUCAACCGUUUUUGCCACGCGUCCUUCCCUUACUAAACCGUACCUGACACGUGCCAUUAAGUCGCAUCGCAUUUGCGUGCGUCGUCUGACAAGCACGUCGUCCUAGGCACACUAAUUGCCAUUUUGUCGCCAUUCUGCGUGUUUGAUCAAAAUCAUCUCUCUCUCUCUCCGUCUUUUCACUUCUUCACCACCGUUUUCGUGCAAGUUCUCUCUUUCUACUCCCAAAUCCUCCAUUGUUUCAAGCUCCCAAGCUCUGCAACCACUCCGUUCACCUCCUCCGGCGAAGCUCUCUCCACUCUGCUCUGCCUAUUUCCACCGUCAGACUCCGGUGAAUCUCAUAUCGGCGUCAUUUUCUGUGGUAAGUCACUGUUUCCCCCAUCUUCAGUUUCAAACUCCGUUGUUUUUGUCUAUUGCCAUGGUGAAUGUCUUCAUGUUCUCUAAUCUUUAUCUAGGCUUCAAACUUUAUCAUUUGCAUGUUUUGCGCAUGUCCUAUCUUGCAAUUUUUUGUGCUUGUCUUGUUCUUGAUUCUUGACCUUUAUGUACAAAUUGCACACAUACUCGCUCAACUUUGCCACUGUUCUUGGCCUUGCACACCUGCACAAACUUGUUCAGUGUUCUUUGAUUUCUUGUUUGUCUUCUUGAGUCUGAAUCAUAUUCUUGUCUCUGUUUUCUGUGUCUUUUUCCAGAUUCUUAGGCUUGGGAUUUGUUCUAGAAACUUGUUUUUUAGGAAAACCGAACCUAAAACCCUUUUGAUCUUCAGAAAAAUUCGCCUCAGCACACGAUUAGGUUUUAGCCGAGGUCCUUAAAACCCUAACAAACCACUUCCUUCUAAAAUCCAACACCUUUCCCACUUAGCCGACGUUAUGGGUAUGUUCAGGUGGAGGGUAAAUACCCCAACUAAGCUAGCAUACUUGAGGUAGGAGUUUUCCAUUCCUACCGACGUUCAUCUCAGGUUGGCUGGGGAGGAGGACUCCAUCAUGCCCAAAGACGACUCCAUGCCAUUCCCAGUAAUAGCCUUCAUAGAGUGUGGACUUAGGCUCCCUCUUGACAUCCUUUUCCGAGAAGUCCUUCACUAUUAUAAACUCAACCCAAUGCAAUUAGCCAUUAACUCUUACAGAGUCAUCAAUGGUAUCAUUGCCUUAGCUAGAGAGAAAAUGCUAGGGUAACUCUAGCCGACAUCUAGUACUGCUACACCAUGUGUGGCCUUAAGUCAGAAAAAUGCUACAUUUACUACCUUAAGCCGAGGUCGACGGAAUACAAACUCAUAGCCGACCUCCCUGAUUCCAACAAGGGCGCCGGGGACGAUUACUUCAUCGUCUCGGGCAACUGGGAGUUCCUUCCAGACGAUGACCUUCACCUCUACCUCUAAGCCGUACAUUGUUCAGAGAGGGAGAUGGUAAGAGCCAAGUGUUACUUUUACUUGCUUCUUAAGUCUUUUUUACUUUGAUAUUUUUGUGUGCUCUAACGUCUUUAUGUUCUAUUUUGCAGUUCUUUCUCAGCCUCCAAAGGACUUCCGAAAGAACUUCUAUCCCAGCAAGGAUUUCAAGAGGCUGUUAGGUCUGCCAGUUGACCAGUGAAGAGCCCCUUUGCUGCUCAACUACAUCCUGGCUUACAAAUCUGUACUUCCCGACUUCUCAAGAAAAAACAAGUCUCCUCCUUUAGCAGCAACUCCUGCUACAACUUCAUCACCUCGGCCAGAUCAGGGAUCAAUCUCUAAUCCAACAGAACAACCAUUAACCUCGGCUCCACAAUUAAUCCCACCUUCUUAAUGCAAACGUCGAUGUCUAAUUGUAGCCGCCGUUGAGAUGGGUCGUAAGAAGUCUGUAUCAGACGACCUUCUAGUCGACAUCCAUAACACUGUCACCGUACAACCUUCGCCAUCCCAGUCUCAGCCAAACCCAAAGCCAAAAAGACUGAAAAAAGCCCAACCUAAGGCAACGGUAACUCUGAUCGACUCUGAGGACACCUUGCCAAUCUCCAAAAUAGCUGAGGCGGAAAAAAGUGCCUCUACCGCCGAAAAGAUGCCCGCCGAGGCUGCUCCCUCUGAAUCAACCCGGUCAAAGAAGCCGAGGUCAGAGUUUGCGACAACCUCGGGGUCUAUGAAAUCUGAUGCCCCCUGGGCCUCUCCAAUCACCAUUGAGGACAAGCUAGUCAGAGUCGGCGACAACGCGACUGACAUUGAAGUCGGCGUUGCCCUCUCCACUGCCUUGCUCCUUCCAAAGGACCUCGAACGCAACACCGAGGUCAGCGAAUACUAAAACUUCACUCUGAUGUUGCAACACUCUGUACAAGCGAUCCAGCACGCCCACUCCUUCGCGAUGCAGGCUUUCAACACUAAGAAAGAAUUGGUCAACAAGAACAAGGAGGCUGCUGGCUUGCUGAAGACCGUUAAUAAGGUCGAGGCCAAGAUAAAGACUUUGAUGGAUAAGGCCAAGACUGCCAAAAAAGCUCAAGACGAGGCCGAGGAAAGGGCAGGAGCUACUGAGGCCAUUGCCAAGGUCCUUGAAGCCGAGAAGAAAGAGGCCGAAGUAAAGACCGCCGAAGCCCAGACCGAGCUCAUUGCUGCCUUGGCCACAAAGGACGCCGAGAUCAAAACGACAGAUGAGAAGGCCUAUGCUGAGGGGGCAGUCGAUGUCAAAGAAGACUACAAGAAACAAGUGAAACAGGCAUGUAACAAGAGUUUCACCCUUGGUUGGAUGGAUGCUCUGAAGGAGUUGGCUGUCUCCGAGGACUCUCUUCUUAAGAAUGCUAGCAACCUCGUCCUGCCAUUUCCACCCACUCCUAGCCAAUCCGAGGACAAAGUUGAGUCCAAGAAGGAAGCUGAGGCUGAAAAGUCUGAGAAGGCUGUGGAUGCUGGGGCUAAGUCUCUAACUUUGAAUAAGCAAGUCUUGGACUUGACUUAGGAGGAGGAGGACGAGGUCUCAAAAGAUACCACUCCUGAGAAGACAACAUCUGACCCGCCUAUCGUCGAGAAGAGCAUCGGCCAAACUCUCCAAGAGAUCGAUGCUGAGCUCGCGGCUAAGAAGGCUGCCGAGAAGAGUUCUCAGAUGUCUUCCGAGCCCCAAAUCGAUCCAGCUAAUGAUGCCGAAUAGUCUAAUCUUGAAGCUUUUCCUCUGUACUUAGUACUUUUUUCUUUUUGAACAAUGUUUAGCUCUUUAUUUGGCCGAUGUGCCUUUUAGUAAUUUGAAUAAUUAUUCUUCAAUGUCAGGCCGAAAUGCCUUUUUUCCUUAUCUGAAUACAUUCUCUAAUUUUUUAUUUCAAUGUGAUUGUAUGUUUGUAUGCGUUACUGUUUCCAUACUUAGAAUAUUUUGCAUGUCUUCAGUUUAUGCCUUUCUUGUAUAGUCUCCUCGGAUUAACAUACCUCGGACAAAACUUCCAAUCUUGCUUAUCUCGGCCUUGGCUUAACACUUGAAAGCAUUGUAAAAAAUAUUUUCACAAGUGCUAUAUAAAACCUGCCAUUUUACUUUUACUUAGUAAGACUUUUAUCUUCAAAUAUCUUCCAAGUCUUGGCAACAUGGUAAUCUUGGAAAGUACGUAGAUACUUCUUUCAACAUA
This is a messenger RNA of Camellia sinensis, 3855 nucleotides long. NCBI's taxonomy places the organism in Eukaryota, Viridiplantae, Streptophyta, Magnoliopsida, Ericales, Theaceae. The record is from RefSeq and is a predicted model, not a curated record.